CUCAGUCUCCGCCCCAAUUGUUAUCCCUAAUCAGUCGUCUCACCUUCCCCUGCAGACCGAGCGCUAGCUCUCAUUUAGCAGCAGCAGAGUAAAGAAACAUAAUCCGCUCACCCACCACCCUUCCCCUCUCUCUAUCCUAUCUUUUGUUUUCUUUCUUUUUGCUUUCGGGGAGUAGGAGUAGUUUCGUUCAUUUUCAAAAUUUGUUGAAAUUUGAGAGCAGGGGAGUUAUAGUUAUGAAAAUCGGCAACGUCCUCUCACCUCCUCCUGCUUCUCUAAGAGCUGCUGCUGCUGCUGCUGCCCACUGUAGAUACCCAUACGGACCAUGGCCACACCACCCCAUCCUUGCUGUUUCUCACAAUCACAUCACAGCUUUUAUGCAGCAGCAGCAGCUACCGGCCCGUCAUGACAAAAUGGAAAACCGCCUCCCGCUCUCGCCUCAUCACAUUCUUCACACAGGUUGCAGGAAUGCCAAGGUUUCUCGGUUAAAGGCUGCCUUUUGGGAAUCAAUCAGAUCCGGGUUUAUGAAAAAUAAUACUAUUCAGGUUACGGAAUCACCAUCCACCAUUCAAGAAGAGGAAGAAAUGUUGCCUGACGAGUUUGUUCUUGUUGAAAAAACCCUACCUGAUGGAGUGGUUGAACAGAUCGUGUAUUCUUCAGGUGGAGAUGUUGAUGUCUAUGAUCUCCAAGCUCUGUGCGAUAAGGUUGGUUGGCCCCGGAGACCAUUGUCAAAGCUAGCUGCUGCUCUAAGAAACAGCUACACAGUAGCAGCAUUGCAUUCCAUAAGGAAAUCUGCCGGAGAAGAAGGGAGUGCCGACAAGAAGCUCAUAGGCAUGGCCAGGGCUACGUCAGAUCAUGCUUUCAAUGCAACAAUUUGGGAUGUUCUUGUUGAUCCUUCCUAUCAGGGUCAGGGACUUGGAAAAGCUCUUAUCGAAAAGCUUAUUAGGACUCUUCUGCAGAGGGACAUUGGAAAUAUAACACUCUUUGCGGAUAGUCAAGUGGUGGAAUUCUAUGAAAAUUUAGGUUUUGAGGCAGACCCAGAAGGCAUCAAAGGCAUGUUUUGGUACCCCAGGUAUUAAUUCGAGUCAAGCAACACUCGCAUAGCUCAUAGCGUCUUCAACAUGUGAUGGUUGACUAGGUCUUUCUGGAUGCAAAUGUAUACUAGAAAACCGAUAUUUGUGAUCACAAUUGAUCGGUUUAUGAUCCUUUGCUUCCCAAUUCUUAAUGCAAGUUGUUUGAGCCUCUUGCAGUUUAGCAUGUUUAAGCGUUGAUAACAUCAUGAAAUUGCAACACUCUUUUAAUGAUUUCCUUGGAAAUUGGGGUGACAAGGUUAUAUUGUGGUAAUUAAGAAGUGUUGCUUGUAGUGGAUGUAUUUUUAGGUUAGACCAAGUGAGGAUGCUGUUGGAAUACAAAAAUUAGGAUGAUUGCG
Messenger RNA from Coffea eugenioides, 1426 nucleotides. Its product is annotated as acetyltransferase NSI. Lineage: Eukaryota; Viridiplantae; Streptophyta; Magnoliopsida; Gentianales; Rubiaceae. The record is from RefSeq and is a predicted model, not a curated record. Gene Ontology annotation, molecular function: N-acetyltransferase activity. The transcript has 8 exons. Gene Ontology annotation, cellular component: cytoplasm. Bases 234 to 1076 code for a protein of 280 amino acids.